Molecule: messenger RNA, 2112 nt
Organism: Gasterosteus aculeatus aculeatus (three-spined stickleback)
Lineage: Eukaryota; Metazoa; Chordata; Actinopteri; Perciformes; Gasterosteidae
Gene: trim55b
Product: tripartite motif containing 55b
Biological process (GO): regulation of microtubule cytoskeleton organization
Cellular component (GO): cytoplasm
Molecular function (GO): zinc ion binding
Source: RefSeq, a predicted model, not a curated record
CAUGUUGGUCAUGUGCGGCUGUGCAGCUGUCCACUUUCAAAUAUGGGCAUGGUAAAAAUGGCACCCUUUGACGUGACAGCAAUAGCUGCUAAAAACAGAACUGACAACAGCUAGAUAGGAGCCCGCAGCCCCCAGGACGAGAGCAGCAGGCCUCCAAAGCCUGACUCCGGCCUACACAACACGGCUUACACCAAACGGAUCUGUAUUCCUCACAUUACCUUGGGAUCUUUUCUUAUUUGUGUUGUUUUGUGUCCUGCUACAACAACAACAAAAAGUGCUGGUCGACAAUGAACACCAUGGAUAACCUGGAGAAACAGCUGAUUUGUCCCAUAUGCCUGGAGAUGUUUACAAAGCCGGUGGUCAUCCUGCCCUGCCAGCACAACCUCUGCAGAAAAUGUGCCAACGACGUUUUCCAGGCCUCAAACCCAUAUCUUCCAACGAGAGGUGGCUCGCUGACGUCUGGCGGCCGCUUCCGAUGCCCGUCCUGCAGACACGAGGUGGUUCUGGACCGCCACGGUGUCUACGGGCUGCAGAGGAACCUGCUGGUGGAGAACAUCAUUGACAUGUUCAAGCAGGAGUCCAGCAGCAGCAGCAAGCCGGCGCCCGAGAGAAAGGAAGAAACGCCCAUGUGUGACGUCCAUGAAGAAGAAAAGAUCAACAUUUACUGUGUGACCCACGGCGUGCCCACGUGCUCCAUGUGUAAGGUAUUUGGAGCUCACAAAGACUGCGAGGUGGCGGCCAUCACCAGCGUCUACCAGUCAAAGAAGGCGGAGCUGAGUGACGGAAUUGCCAUGAUGGUGGGCAACAACGACAGAAUGCAAGGCAUCGUCAGUCAGCUAGAGGAGGCCUGUCGCGCCAUAGAGGAGAAUGGUCGGAGGCAGAAGACGCUGGUGUGCGAGAGGUUCGACCAGCUUUACUCCAUCCUGGAGGAAAAGAAGACGGAGAUGAGUCAGAAGGUGACCGUCGAGCAGGAGGAGAAGCUGAACUACAUCCGCGGCCUGACCAGGAAGUACGGAGACCAUCUGGAGGAGAGCUGUAAGAUGGUGGAGUUGGGUAUUCAAACUAUGGAGGAGCCAGAAAUGGCUUUAUUUCUACAGAACACAAAGCCUCUCCUCAAAAAGCUUGCAGAAGCAUCCAAUACAGCGCACUUGGACAAAGUUGAGCGCGGCUACGAGAAUAUGGAUCAUUACACCGUCGACUUCAAGAAGGAGGGCCUGGCCCUGCGCAGCCUGGACUUCCUCCAAGAUGACGAAGACGAGGACGAAGAGGACGAGGACGGAGAAGCCAGCGCGGAGGAAGGCGAUGGGGCCCCGGUUGUUUCUGCGGCCGCCCCCGCCUCCGUCAAACCCGCCGCCCCGCAGCCGAGUCCUUCCUCCCCGAGCGCCGCCUCGUCCUAGCCGUCGACCCGGCACAGAAAACACUUUAGCACGAUAACCUCUGCUCCCAGAUGUCAAUGACGGGUCAGUCGUGAUCCUGCCCCCCCCCCUUGUUACCGGAUUGGGGAGCAGGUGACAGAUUUAGAUCCGUGCCGAAGGGAAACUGUGAGUUGCAGAGGUAUCGAGCAGAGACAGAAGUUUCCCUCCGUUGCCUCACUCAUAUUGUGACUACAUCUCGGCGUGCGUCACUGCACGCUGACGCGUCUGAUAUGUUUUUUGUCAGGUCGAACGCACAUUUUGGCACCUUUCUUUCUUCUUCUUUUUUGACGUACUGAAUGACAAGCAGGCUAUGGGCGGUCGUUACCAGGAUUCAUAUAUUUUUAUUUUGUAGCUGACCUUUUGCGAUUCACUAGUUAAACUAAAUAUUUAGCCAGCGUGAUGAAAGGGUCCCGGUCGUACUCAUUUUUUAAAAAUCUGGUAAAACUUUAUGAGUCGGGGAGAAGAGUAAAAAUCUGUCACUGUGACAUUUCAGUGUUUCAUACACUUAACAGCCUGUAUUGUGUGUUGAAUGCUUUUUUCUGUGUAAACCAGGUACGCCUUCCUACAUAGACAAAACAUCACGUUUUGAUGUGUAACUGUGUAAUAUAUUACAAUUCUCAAUCAAACUGAGCUGUACAAACGCCUGACGUAUUGUUGUCUCACAAAAUCUGAAUCAAUAAAAACACAGCUGUCAUUA